AUGGCUCCCACUGCAAAUAGAACCCUCGAUGGCCACAAGCUACUGGUGCUCCUCGGAGUAACAGGGCCGCCAAAGUCGCUACUUGGUACGGUAUUCCGACCCGAGUGGAUAGCAGAGCUUAACGAGCUGUUUCCUGGACUGGAAAUUGUCACUGUCGGAGAUGCGACGUGGAAUACGCCGUCUUUCCAGAAGAGAUUCCCAGAUGAAGAGUGGAAGGAUGUCACUAUCCUCGUCACCGGGAGUGCAUUACCAACAGCAGACAUUGCUCCAAAGUUGGAGUAUGUGCAGCUGCAGAGUGCUGGUGCGAACCACGUUCUCGGCCAUCCUCUGAUACGAGACACAAAGAUCGCUCUCUGUACAGCGAGUGGUGUGCAUGGACCACAGAUAGCUGAGUGGGUAGUAACAACAUUUUUGGCCUUCCAACAUCAAAUUACUCGAUACGUUGAUAUCCAGCGCCAAAGCCGGUGGCAGAAGUUGGCAGAGCCUGUGAAUGACGCGGUCCAACAGCGAGUUGGCAUUCUUGGGUACGGCGCCGUCGGUCGCCAGGUUGCUCGAGUUCUAAAAGCAUUGGGCAUGGAUGUCUACGUGUGUACUUUACACCCGCGUCUCCUGCCCGAAUCGCGCAGAGAUGAGACUUAUACGCCGGCAGGCCUCGGUGACCCUGAAGGCAUCUUGCCUACCAAAUGGUUCUCGGCUGGGGAUACCGAAGGCUUACAUGAGUUUCUGAGCUCCGGCCUCGAUCUCCUUGUCAUUACCAUUCCACUGACAAAGAACACGCGGGGUCUCAUCUCACGAAACGAAUUAGCUUUGCUUGCUAAACAGAAGACAUUUGUUUCAAAUGUCGGCCGGGGAGAGAUCAUCAAAACAGAUGACUUGUUUGAUGCGCUUGAAGACGGUGUAAUCCGCGGAGCUGCACUUGACGUGACAGAUCCUGAGCCAUUGCCAGAUGGCCACCGUUUGUGGAGUACUAAGAAUCUCUUCAUUUCACCGCACGUCAGUGGAGAUUCUAGUGCUUACGCACAAAGGGUAUAUGAGGUCCUCAAGUAUAACCUCAUUCGACUUAGUGAAGGAAGAGAGCUCACGAACAAAGUGAACAGGAUGGAAGGAUAUUAA
Messenger RNA from Trichoderma aggressivum f. europaeum, 1113 nucleotides. RefSeq lists its product as uncharacterized. Lineage: Eukaryota; Fungi; Ascomycota; Sordariomycetes; Hypocreales; Hypocreaceae. Gene Ontology annotation, molecular function: NAD binding. The record is from RefSeq and is a predicted model, not a curated record. Bases 1 to 1113 code for a protein of 370 amino acids. The transcript is spliced from 4 exons.